AUGUGCGACUUCACCAAGAACUACUACAUCUACACGUCAUGUGUCGACCCGGGAGUGCACUUCUUCCGCACCGAGGUCGACGGCAGCCGCAAGCGCUCGUGUUCUAAGGGCCCUCACGAGCGCUACAUCGUGCUGCCGGGACAAUGCCCCCUGUGCUACGGCUAA
Messenger RNA from Lasiosphaeria miniovina, 165 nucleotides. RefSeq lists its product as uncharacterized. Lineage: Eukaryota; Fungi; Ascomycota; Sordariomycetes; Sordariales; Lasiosphaeriaceae. The record is from RefSeq and is a predicted model, not a curated record. The transcript has a single exon. The coding region runs from base 1 to 165 and encodes 54 amino acids.